Molecule: messenger RNA, 170 nt
Organism: Prorocentrum cordatum
Lineage: Eukaryota; Dinophyceae; Prorocentrales; Prorocentraceae
Source: the annotation of a GenBank genome assembly
GCCCGCGCGGCCCGUCAGGGCGAGAACGCCCCCGUGUUCAAGACCAUGCUCUGGAGGCUGAGCCCGAAGGGCGCCCUGGACAACCCAGACGACUGGGUCUGGAGGGACAUGUGGAUCGCCAAGAACGGCAACCUGUGCGUGCUCCGCAAGAAGACCGGGCAGAGCGAGGA